This is a messenger RNA of Oryctolagus cuniculus (rabbit), 347 nucleotides long. The record is from RefSeq and is a predicted model, not a curated record. NCBI's taxonomy places the organism in Eukaryota, Metazoa, Chordata, Mammalia, Lagomorpha, Leporidae.
UUCCGCCUCUCUCCCUUCUCGCUGCUGCCAAGAGUCGCUUCCCGGUGGUGUUCGGGCGAAGUGGGUGCUGGUCCGCGGCCUGGUCGCCAUGCCCCAGAAAAUCGAGGAGAUCAAGGACUUCCUGCUCACGGCCCGGCGGAAGGAUGCCAAGUCCGUCAAGAUCAAGAAGAACAAGGACAACGUGAAGUUCAAGGUGCGCUACAGCCGCUACCUCUACACGCUGGUCAUCAUGGACAAGGAGAAGGCCGAGAAGCUGAAGCAGUCCCUGCCCCCAGGCCUGGCCAUGAAGGAGCUGAAAUGAACCGGAGAAGCGGCUGGAACUGCAUUAAAGUGUUAAAGUGCUUCCC